Messenger RNA from Metarhizium acridum CQMa 102, 2712 nucleotides. Lineage: Eukaryota; Fungi; Ascomycota; Sordariomycetes; Hypocreales; Clavicipitaceae. The record is from RefSeq and is a predicted model, not a curated record.
AUGCGGCCAUUGUCAUUACUUGCUGUCGCGGCACUGGCAGCAGCGCCCUCCGUCGCUGCCAAUGCUCCCUCGGGCAAAGUAGUGCCUGGAGCAUACUUUAUUGAACUUGAUGCGAGCACUAAUGUGAUUGCCUUUGGAGAACAAGUAAAGGCAGAAGCCAAUGCUCGCAUUCGUCGUCAGAUAGACUACGUGCCGAACAAGGCAAAGAGAGCAGAUGCGCCUGUACGGGCAAAAGGAGCAGACGAGCCGUACAAGGCCGUCUCGAUCGACUUGUCCGAUGAAAGCAUGAUUGACAAGGUGGCAGCGAUGCCCAAUGUUGCCAAAGUAUACCCGAUCGAGCUGCUUCCCUUUGAUGGAUCAUCCCCCACGCACGCCACGCAGCAGUCGUUUGCCGGUGAGAAGGGCCAAAGCCUAGUAGAGCGGCAGGCUCUGCCUGGAAAAAAUGCAGCAGCAGACACAUACGCGCCUCAUGUCAUGACGCAGGUUGACAAACUUCGCGACAAGGGAAUAACGGGCAAGGGAGUCAAGAUUGCCUUGCUUGACUCGGGUAUUGACUACGAACACCCAGCACUAGGGGGUUGUUUUGGUCCUGGAUGUCUCGUCUCCUUUGGCGCCGACCUGCUCAAGAACGAACCAACGCCAAAAGAUUGUAAUGGUCACGGAACUCAGGUCGCCGGCAUCAUCGCUGCAAAACCUAACCCACUGGGCUUUACCGGGGCCGCGCCUGGCGUUCAGUUAGGCAUGUAUCGCGUAGCCUGCAACGAGGUGCUUCCUAGCGACAUUCUUGUUGAGGCAAUCCAUCUCGCCCUCAAAGAAGGUGUGGACAUCAUCUCGUCAUCAGUAGGGAAUCCAGGCGGUUGGCCAGACAGUCUCCUAUCAAAGACGGCAAUGCGAGCUGUGGACCAAGGUGUCGUAUUCGUGCAAGGGGCAGGCAACGAUGGUGAGGGCGGUUUAUUUUCAAACCUGGACCCUGCUGUUAGUCCUGGUGUUAUUAGCGUCGGAAUGAUGCAAAACAGCGUGGUUCCCAGCCUCCUUAACGCGUCCAAGUAUACUAUUGAUAACGAGCCCGAAGUUGCCUUCCCCUUCUAUCCGACAAGGCCGUACGGAGACUUUACUGGCAGCCCUAUGGAGGUCUACGCCCCGAGCGUGGCCGGAUCUAGUGCUGCUGCUAGCGAAGAUGUGCACGCCUGUGGACCAUUCCAGGACAACACACCGGAUUUAAGCGAUAAGCUCGUCCUUAUGCGUGUUACCAGAGAUGAAGGGGAGUGCAAUUUCCAGGUUAGAAUUAAAGCGGCUCGUGAAAAGGGGGCCAAGAGCUUUAUAAUAUACCUGAAAGACCAAAAGGCUAGGGGGGUAGACUUGCCAACCCUAGCGGACGGGGUUGUCGCCGUGGGAUUCCUAGACUCUGACGUCGCAACAUCAAUGCUCGAGGCUAUCAAGGCUGGCCGCAAGGUCGUCGUCACGGCCUUCCCAAGUCAGGGGAACGUGCCGUUGCUCUAUCGUGAGCAGCCGAAUCGCAACGCGGGAGCUGUGUCAGCUCUCAGUUCCUGGGGUCCGUCUUGGAAUCUAGGUCUUAAGCCUUCUUUGGCCGCCAUUGGUGAACAGGUGGUAACGACGUCUUGGAGGGUUGGGAAUGCAAGUGGCUAUGGAAUCAGACGAGGAACUUCUUCUUCAGCCCCUCUAAUAGCUGGGAUUGUCGCUCUAAUUAUUGAGGCCCGUCGCUCCAAGACUGCCGGCUCCCUUGGCCCAGUCGAUAUCCAAAACCUUCUCGUGUCACACUCGCACCCGCAGCUUUACCACGACGGAAAAAACUUUCUCUCCUAUCUCGCUCCAGUUGCCCAGCAAGGUGGCGGCUUAGUGCGUGCCUAUGACGCUGCCAAUGCCAUGACACUUGUUGCGCCUGCAAGCCUUAAUUUCAACGAUACAGAACAUCGAGUUCCCUCACUCAGCUUCACUCUCAAGAACGUGGGUCAGGUAGGCGUGACUUAUAGUCUUUCUCACGUUCCUGCCAUUACAGUGUAUGCUUUCACGCAGGAUGGUAUGGUUUCUGCUCCCAAAAAUAUUGACAGAGUCGAGGCUCCGGCUGCUUUGACACUGAGAGAAACAACCGUUACCGUAGCCCCGGGAUCUUCCGCCACCGUUCACGUCUCGGCGUCGGCCCCUGAUGGCCUUGAAACGGGCCGGCUACCCAUAUGGUCCGGUUGGAUUGCGGUGAACGGGUCCGAUGGCAGUUCCCUUUCCCUUCCCUACCAGGGGGUUUCCGGCUCGAUUCGGCAGCACCAGGUCUUGCCACCGAAUGGCAUGUCGCUCUUCUAUCAAAAUAUCCCCAUAAGCGAGAGCCCCAACGUUAAGCUGCCACCGCAGGGCUCUGUCGAGGCAUCCAAUCUCAUGUUCAACAUCAGUGCGACACUGGGGGUCCCUCUCUUGCGUGCUGAAGCUGUGCCUUUGGGUCCUGAUAACACUCCCGCCGCGGAAUCACUUGGCCAGCUUCAAGGCUUUCCAGUCCGGUGGCUCCCAAACAACUUGGAGGGAACUAAUCCCGACUUGCUUCGGCUCGUCCAGUUCAGAUGGAACGGCAAGCUCGACUCGGGCAAUUAUGCUCCCGAGGGCUCCUACAAGCUGGUCGUGCGAGCCUUGAGAAUCUUUGGCAAUCCGGACAAUAAGGAGGACUGGGAUGUAAGGGAGUCGCCACGGUUUAGCAUCACUUACUAG